AAGUUCUUUAGAAAUGACAUAUCACGUGUCACAAAUAUAAAUUGAUAUACUAAAAAGUCAUAAUAAGAUUAUAAUCAAUCAUAAACAGCUCGAUCAUGAAAAAGAAAGUUCUUAUAAACAACAUGAUGCUAUAAUAUAUUAUUAUCAUUAUAUAAGCUUGGAUUUCUAUGAUUUGAUUACUGAAAGUUUAAUUUAUAUCAAAAAGAAAUUGAAAUAACUAUAAAAUCAUUUAUAAUGGCAAAUUAAAAAAUAAUAAUCACUUAGCUAUAUUUGAUGUACGCGUAGAUAUAUUGAUUAAACGGCAGAUUAUAAUCGAUCUUUUAUAAAACUUUAGCAAGUUACAUCCGAUAUUUUAAUAAAUGUAAGCAAGCAGUCAAAGAGUUUAAAAGUAAGAUAAUAACUAAAGAAGCUAACCCCUCCAGUCAAAAACAAAUUUCCAUUGACCAGCAUAUUCAUUCGUAUUUCUAAAGCUAGUCGAGAAACAUCUCAUGUGAAUCUCUUUCAAGCUGACAGACCCGAAGGCUCAAACUUCUGACGCACGUGGUAUGUAUGAAUACAUAGUUUCAAAUUUGUAUACUUGAAUGAAAAUGUUUUGAUAGAGUGAUCGAAUCCAAUGAUAAUCCAUUAAAGUAACACAAUAAAAUAAAUUUAGCCAUAAGAAAAAUAAUAUGAAAAAAAUUUAGAUGUAAUUUAUUUUUUACAUUUGUUAUUACAGCGUCAAGGAUCAUAUUCAACAAGUAGGUACAGUCUCUGAUAAAAAGAUUGCAAUUGUAAUAGAAUUACAAACUUAAUUUCUUUAAUUGAUUGAAUAUUGAAUAAAUUGGUAAAAUUAUUAUCGUUCAUAAUUUUUUCAUAUUGAAUACGUUAUUGUUCCAAUAAUUUAUAUACAUGCACACAAACAUGCACGUACGCGUAUGUGUAUUAUAAAAGAAGAAUAUAUUAAGUUUUGGAUAGUAAAAUCUGUAUAUUAUAAAUUGAAGAAAAAACUUACUUUUAAAAAAUAAUUAUUUACUAAUAUAUUUUACAAUAUUGCAGCAAGUGGCAAGAUUAACUUGUAAAUAUUUUCUACAUAUACCAAUAUCAGUAUGUAUAGAAUCAGGGAUGUAAUGAUGAAAUCAGUUGCGAAAUACAGAUUAAGCAAAUAUAUUAAAAAAUGUAGUAAUAACAUUGAAAGAAGAAUUCUAUCUGUUUAUUAGGGGUCAAUAGUUUAUAUAGGGUCAUUAUUGAUAAUUCCUAAGAAAUCUCAAGGGUCUGCUAUGCUUUACAAUAUAAGAAAACUGUUUUCUUUUCAUUAUUGCAUAAUAUUAUAUAGUAUAUUACCUUAACUUCUUGAAGUUUCAAUCUUAAAUUGAUCUUUUAUUAUACUUAAAAAUGUAAGUUUCAAUUUAUGGGAUAGUAUGAUAAAGUAAUAUAUCUUAAGAGUAUUCUUUAUUUCAUAUUUUAUCUGAUAAAUUAAUGUCUUCCAGAUUAUGAUUAAAAUAUCUUGUAAUAUGCAAGCAGAUUCUUGCACUGAAAUAGUACCUCAAGAAAGUAAAAGAGAUAAAGUACUGUGCACUAAAAAACAAAUGAGAGGUCAAACAAUGACUGGCCUCACACAUGAAUGUGGAGUUUUUGGAUGCAUUGCUGCAGGUGACUGGCCAUCACAAAUUGACGUUGCUCAAGUGAUUUGUUUAGGUAAAUUUAUAAAUGCAUUUACUAUGAUAUAUUUCUUUAGAAAAUAUUAUAUAAUAAGUAUCAUUAAUAUUUAUUUAGGUUUAGUGGCAUUACAACAUAGAGGUCAAGAAAGUGCAGGCAUUGUUACAAGUGAAGGUGUAUGUUCAAAAUCUUUUCAUGUCCACAAGGGUAUGGGUAUGAUUAAUAACAUUUUCAAUGAUGAAAACAUGAAAAAACUCAGUGGAAAUCUUGGAAUUGGUCAUACUAGAUAUAGUACAAGCGCAGCUAGUGAAGAAGUUAAUUGUCAACCAUUUGUAGUUCAUACUGCACAUGGAGCAUUAGCAGUUGCACACAAUGGAGAGCUAGUGAAUACAGAAUCAUUAAGAAAAAUGGUAUUAGGACGUGGAGUUGGUUUAUCGACUCUCUCAGAUUCUGAAUUAAUAACACAAGCACUUUGUUUGAAUCCUCCUGAAGGUGAAGUUAAUGGCCCAGAUUGGCCAGCACGUAUAAAACACCUCAUGCAAUUAGCACCAUUAUCAUAUUCAUUAGUAAUUAUGCAAAGAGAUAAGAUAUAUGGUGUUAGAGAUCCAUAUGGAAAUCGUCCAUUAUGUCUUGGAAAAAUUGUACCAAUUGGUAAUUUAGGGGAUGAAUCAGAUGAUGAUGAUGAAGCUGAAGGUUGGGUUAUUUCGUCCGAAUCAUGUGGCUUUUUAAGUAUUGGAGCACGAUACGUACGUGAAGUAUUUCCUGGAGAAAUUGUAGAAUUAACGCGCGAAGGUAUUAAAACUAUAGACAUUGUUGAUAGACCACACAAAAAGCCUCAGGCAUUUUGCAUCUUUGAAUACGUUUAUUUCGCACGUAGCGACAGUAUUUUUGAAGGACAAAUGGUUUAUUCUGUUCGCAUGCAAUGUGGACGAGAACUUGCUUUAGAAUCUCCGGUAGAAGCAGAUAUAGUUAGUUCAGUACCCGAAUCUGGAACUGCAGCAGCACAUGGUUAUGCCAGAGAGUCUCAAAUAUCUUUUGCGGAAGUGUUGUGCAAGAAUAGAUACGUUGGUCGAACGUUUAUUCAGCCCAGUACACGACUUAGACAACUUGGCGUGGCAAAAAAAUUUGGAGCUUUAUCAGAAAAUGUAAAAGGAAAAAAAUUAAUUCUUAUAGAUGAUUCGAUUGUUAGAGGAAAUACUAUUGGACCUAUUAUUAAGUUACUUCGCGAUGCAGGAGCGAAAGAAGUUCAUAUUAGAAUUGCUUCCCCUCCAUUAAAAUACCCUUGUUAUAUGGGAAUUAACAUACCAACAAGAGAAGAAUUAAUUGCUAAUAAAUUGGAUAAUGUGAAAUUAGCAAAACAUGUUGGAGCUGAUAGUUUAACAUACCUUUCAGUGGACGGACUUGUAAAAGCCGUAAGAUUUGGUAUGGAUAACCGUGAAAGUAGUUAUAUUGGUCAUUGUACUGCCUGUUUGACAGGAGACUAUCCUGAUGAACUUCCUAGUGAUUUGGAAUGGUAAAAAAAUAAAUUGUAUUUAUGUAUUUAUGAAUAGUGAAUUAUACAUAUCUAAAUCAGAAAUACGAGUCUUCAGCAUUGAAAAAUUUGAUUUCUUUAUAUAUAUUAAUUGAUUGACUAAUAUAAUACAAUGUAAUGUUAAAAAGUAAUUCAGUAUUUGAAAAUUAAUUUAAAUAAAGUACACUCUAUUUGGUAUAUAAUAAUAGAAACUGAUAAUAUUUUGUUGAAACAUAUUGUUUAGAAAUAUCUUCUUACUUUGUUAUGUUUUGAUAAAUAAGUAUAGUAUAGAAGUACCACUAUAUUAAUUUUAGAUUAAGUUAGAAAAGUAGAAUUAAGCAAUAUAGAUUAAGAAAUAAAUAAAUGUUAUUCAUUUGAAUGAAUAUCAGUGAUAUUAACUA
Molecule: messenger RNA, 3546 nt
Organism: Bombus huntii
Lineage: Eukaryota; Metazoa; Arthropoda; Insecta; Hymenoptera; Apidae
Product: amidophosphoribosyltransferase-like
Exons: 6
Coding region: 1470-3152 (560 amino acids)
Biological process (GO): purine nucleotide biosynthetic process; purine nucleobase biosynthetic process
Molecular function (GO): amidophosphoribosyltransferase activity
Source: RefSeq, a predicted model, not a curated record